Molecule: messenger RNA, 2946 nt
Organism: Paramisgurnus dabryanus
Lineage: Eukaryota; Metazoa; Chordata; Actinopteri; Cypriniformes; Cobitidae
Gene: cmn
Product: calymmin
Source: RefSeq, a predicted model, not a curated record
UCAAGUUUUGUGGGCCCACAGAGGGGGGAUACGAAAGCUGGUCUGUUUUUCAGAUGGCCUCUAAGAGGAGGUCCCGCUGAGCACAGAGGGUUUAUAAAGGUUGUGUCAUGUGUCUAUGAAGCCAUCUUCUUUCAGUUUUGGGCCAUUUUCCUCUCUCCUCAUUCCCUUGGUUCUUUUCUUUAGCAUUUUACACAAUGUUGAGAUGGACACUUUUAAGGAUGAUGUUUUUUCUCUGGAUGACAAGAGUGACACUUCAGGGCGGCACAGCACCAGGAAGUAAUGGUCAAAGUGCCUUUCUUCCAGCAGCCAAUGGAAAUGAAGGUCAAUUUAAAGGUUUUGGAGCUUCAGCCACUGCCAAACAAAAUGGAUAUGGAGGAAAAUCCAAUGCCCCUGUUGUCCAGAAAGGAUAUGGAGGAAAACCUAUGAACUAUGGAGCUGUGUCUGCUAUUGCAAAUGGACAAGCAGCCAAACCCAAUGGUGGUUACAAGAGCAAACAAACUCAACCUGGAUAUGGAGGCCACCCUCCAUAUGGUGGAAUUGGAAUGGGCAUGGGAAUAAUGAAUCAGCAACCAGCCAAUCAAAGAGGAGGUUAUGGAAAUGGUUAUGGAUAUAACCACAGAGCUCCAGCGUUUGGUGGAUAUGGUAAGGGGCCUGGUGCUCCUAAUGGACAAGGAACUAAACCUAAUGGAUAUGGUGUUCCUUCUGGAUAUCCCAAUGGAGGGGCGGCCAAAGGACCUAAGCCAGGAUUUGCAGGAGCAGUUAAGGGACCUAAUGCUGGAUAUGGUGUUCCUUCUGGAUAUCCUAAUGGAGGGGCGGCCAAAGGACCUAAGCCAGGAUUUGGAGGAGCAGUUAAGGGACCUAAUGCUGGCUCUUCUCUAGGAUAUAUGGGUUAUCCAAAUUUUGGGAUUAAGGGACCUAAAUCAGGAUAUGGUGCUAAGGCAGGAACCACCAAUGGACAAGGAGUCAAGCCCAACGGAUAUGCUCUUCCUGCUGGCAUGACCAAAGGUGUUAAAUCAGGAUAUGCCCCUAUAAAAAAUGGAAAUGGAGGCACUUUCGGUGGAAAGGGAACUAAAGGGGAAACUUUGAGCCCUCAUGCAGAAGGGCAUCUCCCAGCAUCAUCUAACACAAAGGGCUUUUUACCACUAGCGGAUCAUAAGUCAAACACAAGAUUACCUUCAGCACUAAAUCCAACUAAAGACAUUGCAUCAGUUCUGCAACAAACAAAAGGACCAAGAGCAUUUCUUCCACAGGGCAAAGCCCCCAAACCUUUGGCACCUCAUCCUGGUGUACCACAAGGAAUGCGUUCAAAUCAGUUUGUGCAGGGUCCGUCCUCUUAUAAACCAGGUAAAGCUUACAAACCAGCAACACAAAGCAAAGGUUUGAAACCAGUUGCACCAAUAGUUUCCCAAGAACAAGAAGCACUUUCUGCAGCAGGGUCAGCUUCCAUUCAUAAAGGGAAAGCUCCAAAACCGUUUCCUCAAGUUCCAGAAACUGUUGCGAUGGGACCACAAGAAGUCAUUACACAGGAACAAAGCAUGAGACCUGUGGUACCCCAACCAAUUACUCCACAAGCUGGUAUUUAUUCAACAACAUCUCUGGUAGGUCCACAAGCUUCAGAACCAAUGCCAGAGAUGCAUCAAAUUCCACCCGCCUUUCAACAAAAGCAGCCUUUGAAUCAGCUGAAGGAUCCAUCAGCAACAAAUACUGAACUCACUGGUCUGGGACAAACUAAUGGACAGCAGCAGGCUAAACCAACCAAACCUGAUUGUGGUCCUGGAGGAAGACCUAAUGGACAGUGGAUCAAGCUGCCAAGUCCUGGGUCGAUGUACCCCAAACAAAAUGGGGCAAAGCCAUCACAUCCAGGUUUUGGAGCAGAAGUGAGGGGCUCUGCUGUCCCUGGAAUGACCAAUGGCUACAAAGGUCAAGCUGUCCAUGAUGGUGCUGUCAAAGGCAAAGCAGCUGGUCCUCAAGGCAUGCUACCAAAAGGAUUGGGAUCAAAAGGAAAAUCCCAAACAAAAUAUGGCAUAGGUGGACGAGCUUUUGGUGGUUCCCCGAAUGGGUAUCAAAAGAACCCCUUUGGAAAAUAUGGUAAUGACGGUCUGCAAUAUGGAAACAAACCUUACAAUGCAGGGGGAACAUAUGGUUUUGGCAGUUUACCCUAUAAUAAUCAGCACUUUGGACAUGGUGGUGACAAAUUCUCUGGAAAACAUGGUAAUCCAGCUGUGCCGUAUGAGUUCUUUGGCCCAGUGACAGAUGGACAAUCUGUUGACGAAAGCAGAAAUCUGGAGGCUUUGCACCAGGGCCCUCAGAUUGAUGGACAGAAAUCAAUUGACCAUUUUGGUGAAGAAGAGGUCCCACCCCAGCCUAAUCAACCUGCGAUACUGGCAGCUGUAGAUCAACCUGUAAAAUCCACUGACAAAUACGAAACGGGACACUAUGCCAAUGAAAAAAUACAACCAGAAGUUGUUUCAUUCCCUGCUGCUCCCACUGAAGGCCCCGUCCCUGACGUUCCAGCAAUCACCUCAUUUGACUCCGCCCACUUAUCAACUGGCUCCUCCCUUUCACCUGAGGGCUCCCCUCUCGCACUCUUCCCAGUGCCUGUAGAGUCUGCGGUGUCUGAUGUUGUUUCUGAGGUGUCCACCUCGCCUUUGCCCCCUCAGCCUGAACUGCCCACUUUCAUGCUGCAGCCUGCACCACCACAACAGAUCCACAUCCAACAGCACAUGAAGUUCCACUUCCACCCACAAGGCAAAUCUCAGACAGGAGGAAAGGAAGGCAAAUAUCAUUUGAAUGGAUUCUUUGGCAGCAAAUACCAAGGAUAAUUUGGAAGUGAAAAAUUGUAUCUUCACUUGAUAUUUUGUCUGUGAAUUGUUGUAUAUUUUUCUGUAUUUAACCUGUAGUUUUGUAUUUUUUUUAUGUAUUUUUAGUCCAUUAAGAGUUAAAAAU